AUAAAAAAUACAUGCAGGAUUAAUUCUUAUUAUUUAGUAGAACCAUGACGUCGCCAUUUUCUCUGACAGCAGAGGAACAGAAAAUGUUGGAGAAGGAUUACAAAAAACCUAAAUCUGGCAAAAAAUUUGGAACUUCACCCAAGAAUUCGCCAAAACAAAGGUCAGAUCUUCACGAAAAAGGGACGAUUGCAUCCCGGAACAAGACGAGAAUGUCCGAGGAUAUCGCAAAGUUCUUAUGUGGAGAGGAUAAGGAUGAAUCUGAGAAGGAUGAAGAUAUCCUGAAAAGGACAAGUGAAAAUGUUCCUCUAUCAACCAUUAUAAAUAGCACAAGAAAGAUGUUCCUGCUCCAGUACGGAUUAAACGUGAAAGUUGGAGAGAAGACAAGAUUAGACUCAACAUUAACGGAGUUUAUGGAGGCUGAAGAGUCCCGACUACGACGGGAGGAGGCAGAACUAAAACAUUCUGAGCAAUGUUUCGAUUUAUUUCUUCAGGAAUUUUAUUCAACGUUCAACUCUCUCUUGACAGGCCUAUAA
Molecule: messenger RNA, 533 nt
Organism: Eurytemora carolleeae
Lineage: Eukaryota; Metazoa; Arthropoda; Copepoda; Calanoida; Temoridae
Exons: 6
Coding region: 45-533 (162 amino acids)
Source: RefSeq, a predicted model, not a curated record